Mangifera indica (mango) is the source of this 712-nucleotide messenger RNA. Its product is annotated as auxin-responsive protein SAUR64-like. The record is from RefSeq and is a predicted model, not a curated record. The coding region runs from base 182 to 592 and encodes 136 amino acids. NCBI's taxonomy places the organism in Eukaryota, Viridiplantae, Streptophyta, Magnoliopsida, Sapindales, Anacardiaceae. Gene Ontology annotation, biological process: response to auxin. The transcript has a single exon.
GACCUUACUUGAAAUCAUCACAACAUCGAUAAGAGAACAUUAGCGGUUCUGCCUUCCUUGUGGAUAUAUAUAUCACAACUGCCAUUAGCUUCUGCAGACACUCAAAAUCCUGCUUAAAACAUUGUCCCUGGGACAAAAGAGUUCUUUUCUUUUUUUCAAAGUCUCAUUCUGAUCUUCACCCAUGAUCAACACAAAAAGGCUUAUUGAAUUGGCAAGGAAGUGGCGGAGAAUGACUUCUGCAAAGCGAAGGCGAAUCUCAUAUCCAAGAAGUUUUGUUGCUAGUAAAGGCCAUUUUGCUGUGUAUACAACUGAUAAGAAGAGGUUAAUGUUUUCCUUGGAAUAUCUGAGUCGAAAUGUCUUCAUGGAGCUCUUGAGAAUGCCUGAGGAAGAGUUUGGUCUUCCCAGCCAGGAAGCUAUCACAUUGCCUUGUGAUAGUACUGUCUUCGAGUAUAUGAUUUCAUUGGUCCAAGAACACAUGCCUCAAGAGUUAGAGAAGGCUUUGCUCACCACUACAGCAACAUGUCACCAACUGGCAUCAUCUUCUCUUGUUCAAGGACAGAGUCAUCAACAAACACUUAUAUUUGGCUACUGAAAAGAUCUUGAUAGCAAGGACUCUUUACGCUCAUAAUUGUUUACCAAUGAUGUAAUUAAAUUUCCCACACUGAUUUUCAUUUUGUAAAUGCAAAAUAAAGUAUAUACAUUUCCUCUUUCA